Molecule: messenger RNA, 831 nt
Organism: Rhizophagus irregularis DAOM 181602=DAOM 197198
Lineage: Eukaryota; Fungi; Glomeromycota; Glomeromycetes; Glomerales; Glomeraceae
Source: RefSeq, a predicted model, not a curated record
AUGGAGCGAAGGGAAUCCAUUUCCAGUUAUGGGGACAAAGAAGAAAGGUUAAUGGGACAAAUAAAUACCAACCUUAAUAAACUAGAAAAAAUACAGGAAGAAGGGAAUGAUAUUAUUACCGAGAUUAAUGCUUUACACGAAAAACAAAGUAGCACUUUAACCAAGGAAACAACGGAAAAAUUACGAGAACUUUAUAAAAAAGGAAUUGAACAAGCAAACCGUGAAGAUAGAAUUUGUAAGACAAUAGUGGAGGAUAUUGAUAAUUUGACGGCAUUAGGAUCACAUUCUGCAAAAGACUAUCAAACUCCACAAUUGGCAGACGAUAGCAACAGCAAACGCAAAAGACGUGAAGAAUCUGUUGUUAGUGGUAGUUCUAAAAUCAAGAAACAUAAGAAUGGUGGCAACAUAAUCAAAAAUGGAAGUAAUGUCGCGGCAAAACAGCCCAAAUUUAAAGACAUUGAAGAAAAUUGGAUUUUGGCAACUGUUGUCAGUUACAAACCAGAAUCAAAAAAUUAUGAAGUUGAAGACGCUGAUAGAGACGAAGCAUCAAAUCGUCCUGGAGAACGAUUUUUUGUUCCAGCUAAAAAUGUUAUGGUGAUUCCAAAUCCUUCUGAUAUUCGUCCAUCACAAGAGUUUGCACCUAGUACAACAGUACUUGCUUUAUAUCCCAGUACAACGUGUUUUUACAAAGCAUCAGUCGUAUUACCACCAACUAAACUAUCAUCACAAUCUCACCAGCGAGCUUAUUUAUUAACCUUUGAAGAUGAUGAUAAUGCACAAAGAUAUGUAGAAAUGCAAUAUGUUCUUGAAAAACCGCCAGAUAUGAAAUGA